CGGGUCGCAGGCGGAUUCGCGGUUCGGACGGACACGCGGCUGUCUGUGCCCUCUUGGUUUUCCUGCUCCCGGCCUCCGGUCUCCAACUCCACCAUGGCUCCUAAAGGUGGCUCCAAGCAGCAGUCCGAGGAGGACCUGCUUCUUCAGGAUUUCAGCCGCAACCUGUCGGCCAAGUCGUCGGCGCUGUUCUUCGGGAACGCGUUCAUCGUGUCUGCCAUCCCCAUCUGGUUGUAUUGGCGAAUAUGGCAUAUGGAUCUUAUCCAGUCUGCUGUUCUCUACAGUGUGAUGACAUUAGUAAGCACUUACUUGGUAGCCUUUGCAUACAAGAAUGUAAAAUUUGUUCUCAAGCACAAAGUAGCACAAAAGAGGGAGGAUGCUGUUUCCAAAGAAGUGACUCGAAAACUUUCUGAAGCUGAUAACAGAAAGAUGUCUCGGAAGGAGAAAGAUGAGAGAAUCCUGUGGAAGAAGAAUGAAGUUGCUGAUUAUGAAGCCACAACGUUUUCCAUUUUCUAUAACAACACUCUGUUCCUGGUUUUGGUCAUUGUUGCUUCUUUCUUUAUACUGAAGAACUUCAACCCCACAGUGAACUACAUUUUGUCCAUAAGUGCUUCAUCUGGACUCAUCGCUCUCCUCUCUACUGGCUCCAAGUAGACCAUGGAGCUUGGCCCCCUGCCUUUGUAUCUAUGGGUGGCCAGUGGUGUAUGGAAAAGUAACAGGGUGGCCAGGUUGGGAGACACACAUGAUGUUUUUUAUAGUCUGGAGUUUGAGGGUUUAAAAAUGCAAUAGAAUAUAAUACAGUGUUUGUUUAUUGGCUCUUUUUGACAGAUUGUUGAAAUUAAAUGAGUUGAAAGGGAAACUUGGAGUACCGGGAUAUUAAAAGGCAAGAAGUCUUGCAAUGUGCUCUAAUCAUAAGAGGAGAAAAUAACUUGUUUCCUACAUCUGUCAGAGGUCAUGGUAACCUGGACUGAGCUGUUAUUAUUUAUAAUAGGAGGAAGAAGUUAAUAACUAGUUCUCUGUGUUCCAAGCACAAUAUUACAACUUUCGACUGUAAAUCUCAGAGUGAAUCCUCUUCCCAAGGGAUUAAACAGAAGUCUCUUGAGUUUGUAAUUUAUAAUAACUCAAAAACAUGCCCUCUCCAACUUGAGGGAGAGAAACUUGCAACUAUUUCUUCUUUCUUUCUUCCUUCCUUCCUUUCUUUCUUUCUUUCUAAAAAGAAAGGCAGCCAAGUUAGUAAUCUAAAAAUAGUACCCUGCCUAUGAGUGUUGGCCUGUGAAGCUAAAGCACACACUGUUCAGCUGUAUGGCUCUGGCCCUUGGCGGCCAGGGAGGUCAGCUUGACCCUGCCAUGUUGGUUUGAUGUGUGAAGUCACUGGAAUCAUUGUUUUCUGUGACCAGGCUCUCGGCACCACAGGCAGAAUAUUAAGUGAGAAAGCAUUUCUUUCCUGAUUAUUGACACAUGAGAGACCAGAAGAAUUUUUUGUGAACUUAGCCCUGGAAUUCAGUGAACUCUCCAAGGAAUUUACAGUGCUUUAAAAGGGCUGUCAGCAAUUUUUUUUUUUUUUUUUUUUUUUUUUUUUGAAAUGAGGGUUCCUGUCAAUUGCGAACAAAUGCUUUUGGGGCCUAGCUAAGAGCAGUCUCACAUUGUGCCCUCUGUCUCCCAAUACAGAUUCCAUGUGUUUCAUGACUUCCACAUUUGGAAGUCCCACACCCAGGGACUUCUAUAAAUGGCACCUCAAAGGGAAGUAUUCCUAACGUUUAGUUUCUGCUUGUAAACUUUUGAGGGCUUUGAAGAUGUGCUCACCAAGAAUUGAGCUACUUCUGUGCGGGUGGAUGUUUCAGUGGUCUGCAGUAAGAACUUAGGGAAGGUCAGAGGAAUGCCUUUGUACAGUCACCUUACUUCUUACUGUCAGCCUUGAAUCAUAUUACCAUGCUUCUGGAAGUGCUGUGGUAUAGUUAUCUGAGUGCCCUUACCACGAGAUGUGGAAUAGUGGAAUAGUAGGAAAUGAGAAGAGACUCAGAGCAAAGUAUAUUAGGUAACACAUGAGGUAGGGUGUUUGGUUCUCCUGUUUUAAUCAGCAUUUGGUUGGUGACAGUUUGUGUACCUAAUAAAACAAUUUAAUACACCAUCUUUGUUACUAGAGCUGGGUCGAGCACCUUCUAAGUGGCUGCUGCAAACUUGCCACUAGGUGGCAGUGCCUAUGUAGAAGGGAAGGAAGUCACCACCAUUAUUUGACAAUAUUGCCAGCAGCUCAGGAAUGGUGAAGUAGAGGUGCCAGCCUCAAAUUUUUAAUUCUUUUGAAUUUUUAACCAAAAAUUUGCUGGGGGAGUAAUUGUGCUGUUUAUUUCUGUCUUGAAUGUUUCCUACAGCCAUCUUUGUUUUUAACUCAAAAUGACCUCGCUACCAGACAGAUUUCUGUGUAUGAAGUCAUAUGGCCAGACCAUCAGCUCCUUUUAAGGAUUAAAUGUAUCAAUCCUUUACACUUAGAAAUUCGGACCCUGUUCCCUAAUCUCUAUCAUUGAAUGUGGCAAAUAGAGUUAAGAUGUGCAUGACAGUAAAAUCCUAUGGCAGAGUUUUUAAUCUUAAAAGGACCUCAUAUAUGUAGCACCCGUAAAACAGGACACUCUGUGCUUAUUUUUAUUUUUAUUUUUAUUUUUACUCCAUAUCUAUGAUAGGUAGAAUCUUAGUGUUAAGCAUUUUCAUUUCUUGAUUUACUCAUUUGUAACUUAAUAGAAGUCUUGUCCUUUUUGGUAUAUUGUUUUAACUUGGGAAGGAUAAUUUGAAACAGGAUUGGAAGUUAAUUGAAAUAAUGGAAGUUGAAUUUAUACUCAACAUUCUUAGGAAAAGUCUUGUUUUUGACAAGUAUGAUUAAACUUUGUUUUUAAAAAUG
Messenger RNA from Phodopus roborovskii (desert hamster), 2887 nucleotides. RefSeq names its product signal sequence receptor subunit 3 (gene Ssr3). Gene Ontology annotation, biological process: SRP-dependent cotranslational protein targeting to membrane. Lineage: Eukaryota; Metazoa; Chordata; Mammalia; Rodentia; Cricetidae. The coding region runs from base 94 to 651 and encodes 185 amino acids. Gene Ontology annotation, cellular component: membrane; endoplasmic reticulum. The record is from RefSeq and is a predicted model, not a curated record. The transcript is spliced from 5 exons.